AUGGCGGCGCAAGGGACUAUGCACAAUCUAACAACUCUCAUCAAGAGACUAGAAGCUGCCACUUCACGACUUGAAGACAUCGCAACAGCUAUAGAUGGUCCAGGAGCCACUUCAAACAAUGGAGUUAUCCCUGCUCUCUCUCCGCCGUCCGCUGCUGGCACCCCGGAGCAGACAGCGCCCCCUCCAGAACCCUUGCCUAAAUCGGUAGACGCCUUCAAUCAGAUCAUCGAGGAGGAUGUUGUGGCUUUUGUCAAAGCUAGCGAGAAGAUCGGUGGUCUCGUGGAAGAACAAGCCAAGGCUGUCAAAGCGGCCUUUGAGGCUGAACGGACAUACCUCCACGUCGCAGCGAAAGCAAAGAAGCCCGAUCCACAACCUCCUGAGUUGAUGACUGAACUCCACCGGUACACUUCAACUGUGGACGAAAUCCGAGAAGCCAACCGCCCCUCUCCUUUGUUCACCCAUCUCAGUGCUGUUUCAGAAGGUAUUGUCGCCUUGGGCUGGAUCGUGGAGAAGAGACCCGGUGAUUUCGUGACGGACACCCUUGGAGGAGCUCAAUAUUAUGGGAACAAGAUUCUGAAAGAGUACAAGGACAAGGACAAGUCGCAUGUGGAAUACAUCCAGGCUUACUACAAAGUCUUUCGGUCCCUUGCCGCAUACGUGAAGGAGCAUUUCCCCACCGGUCUCACAUGGAAUACCAAGGAUGGCAUUGAUGCUCUCGAGGCCCUGAAGCAAAUACAGUCCGGCGGGGCUGCGCCCAGUGCACCAACAGCUGCUGGGGGUCCUCCGCCUCCUCCGCCGCCACCACCUCUACCGAAAUUCGACGACGAUGGUCCCCCGGCUCCCCCGCUACCUCCAUCGGGAGCUGCUUCACAAGGCGGAGAUAUGUCUGCAGUCUUCGACCAGAUCAACCAAGGUUCUUCUGUCACGGCAGGCUUGAGGAAGGUUGAUAAGUCAGAAAUGACACACAAAAACCCGGCACUGCGAGGCAGUUCCACGGUGCCACAUCGAUCCGCAUCCCAGACGUCCGUUACAGGACGUGGCAAGUCUCCAGUUCCCAAUAAGAAACCCGACAGCAUGAGGUCUAAGAAGCCUGGUCGGAAGGAACUGGAUGGGAACAAGUGGAUUGUUGAAAACUUUGAAAAUCUCCAGAGCGAAAUCAUUGAGAUUCCGGCCGAACUCAAUCACAGCAUUCUGAUCUCCAAAUGCAAUAAAUGCGUCCUCAAGGUCAAUGGCAAGGCCAACGCGAUUUCUAUCGACAACUGCACAGGUCUUUCAAUACUGGUGGACUCACUAGUCUCCAGCCUGGACGUGAUCAAAGCACCCAAGAUUCAGAUUCAGGUUGACGGAGUGGUACCGACCAUUCUCCUCGACCAGGUCGACGGAGCACAGAUCUACUUGUCCAACCAAAGUCUAGGCACGGAGAUUUUCACCAGCAAAUGUAGUGCCAUCAAUGCGGUGUUGCCUCCCAAGGAUGAAUCCGAAGAUGACAGCAAGGAAGUGCCGUUCCCUGAGCAGAUACGCAGUGUGAUCAAGAACGGCACUCUGGUCAGCGAGAUUGUCGAACAUGCGGGUUAG
This is a messenger RNA of Fonsecaea nubica, 1575 nucleotides long. RefSeq lists its product as hypothetical. Gene Ontology annotation, cellular component: cytoplasm. Bases 1 to 1575 code for a protein of 524 amino acids. NCBI's taxonomy places the organism in Eukaryota, Fungi, Ascomycota, Eurotiomycetes, Chaetothyriales, Herpotrichiellaceae. The transcript is spliced from 4 exons. The record is from RefSeq and is a predicted model, not a curated record. Gene Ontology annotation, molecular function: actin binding; adenylate cyclase binding. Gene Ontology annotation, biological process: regulation of adenylate cyclase activity; cytoskeleton organization.